Molecule: messenger RNA, 1847 nt
Organism: Cylicocyclus nassatus
Lineage: Eukaryota; Metazoa; Nematoda; Chromadorea; Rhabditida; Strongylidae
Source: the annotation of a GenBank genome assembly
UUAGAUUUUGAUUUCUCAAAAUGGGGCUCAUAGCCAUUGCACUGGCUGUGGCAGUCAUUACGUGGAUUACCAGCUUUGUGUAUAGAAAGGCGAAGUAUAUUUACGAUCGACUGUCAGCUUUCCAAGGUCCAGAAGCAUUGCCUCUCAUAGGAAAUCUUCACCAAUUCCAUUUCAAGCCAGAAGAAUUCUUCGAGCAAGCACAAGGACUAGCGUAUUUGCUGAGAAGGAAACGAGAAAGAAUAUGCAGAGUGUGGUUUGGACCGGCACCGCACGUGCUUUUAUAUGGACCAGAAGAAUGCGAAGCAGUUCUCGGUAGCAGCAAAAUGCUGAACAAGCCAAUUCAGUAUGCGUUUCUCUCAGCAUGGAUUGGACAGGGAUUACUGAUAAGUAAGCCAGACAAAUGGCGUCCUCGACGCAAGCUGCUCACGCCGACGUUCCACUACGAGAUUCUCAAAGAUUUUGUGGAGGUAUACAAUCGUCAUGGAAGAACACUUCUUGGGAAAUUCUUGAAGCAUGCAGAAAGCGAUAAAUACGAAGAUAUUUUCCACACAGUCACUCUAUGCACUCUCGAUGUGAUCUGCGAGGCUGCGCUUGGCAUUUGCAUCGAUGCUCAGAAAAAUCCAAAAUCCGAUUAUCUGGAAGCUGUGUUCAGAAUGAAAGUUUUGCUUCAAAAGCGGCAAGUGAACCCUCAGUAUUAUCCUGAGUUCUUGUUCAACUUGAUUGGAGAUGGCAAAGAACAAGCACGUUGUGUGAAGAUCUUGCAUGACUUUACGGGAAAUGUGAUACGAGCUCGUAAGGCGAAAGCUGAUGCUGCAGGUGGUGUUGACAAAUUACUUGCACUGGAAACUGAACAAGGACGUCGCCGAAUGGCAUUCUUGGAUAUGAUGCUUGAUAUGAAUGCGAAGGGAGAGUUGAGUAUGGACGGAGUCCAAGAAGAAGUGGAUACAUUUACCUUUGAGGGGCAUGAUACGACUUCAGCAUCCAUAAAUUGGUUCCUUCAUCUUAUGGGAGCAAAUCCAGAUAUUCAAGAGAAAGUGCAUAGGGAAGUAGACGAGGUGUUGGGCGAAGUAGAUCGACCUGUCACUUAUGAAGACAUUGGAAAUUUGAAGUACCUUGAAGCAUGCAUAAAAGAGACCUUACGACUGUAUCCCUCCGUUCCGCUCAUAGCUCGACAAGUUGUGGAAGACAUCAAGAUUAAAGAUCACAUUCUUCCUGCUGGAACGGGUGUCGUCUUGGUACCGUCAAUGGUCCAUCGCGACCCGAACUACUGGGACGAUCCCGAAGUGUUCCGGCCCGAUCGAUUCGUGGAUGGAGAGUUGAAACACCCAUAUGCGUACAUUCCUUUCUCAGCUGGCAGCAGGAAUUGUAUAGGGCAACGCUUCGCCAUCAUGGAAGAGAAGUGCAUCUUGGCAAUGAUAAUGCGUAAUCUGAGAGUACGCUCCUUGCUUCGGACUGAUCAGAUGCGUGUGGCAGCCGAACUCAUCAUCAGACCUCUUUAUGGCAAUCAGAUAAAGUUUGAAAAAAGGUCGUACGGUGAUUACGCGCAUUGUAGCGCCUGAAAAAAUGAAUCAUAUGUAUUAAACUCAUUUUUUGCACCCACCCUUUUGCCAAAUGUAAGCAUAUAAAAACAAGUCAUUUUCUUUAUACUGUUGUUGUUACUUAUCCGUAGCAUAGAUUUUUUCACCGCUUAUGAAAUUUUUAUGUUGCGAUUUUCAAAUGUUGGGCUUAUGUGCUAUUACAGUGUGAUCUUAAGUUAUCUCUCUUUUCCUACUGCUGAAUCAUUAUGAUCAACAUUACUCGGGGAAUGAAUUUAGGCAUAAUUGAAUACUAUAUCAGUUGCAUGACCA